Molecule: messenger RNA, 1544 nt
Organism: Gracilinanus agilis (Agile Gracile Mouse Opossum)
Lineage: Eukaryota; Metazoa; Chordata; Mammalia; Didelphimorphia; Didelphidae
Gene: IGSF11
Product: immunoglobulin superfamily member 11
Exons: 6
Coding region: 16-1137 (373 amino acids)
Biological process (GO): homophilic cell-cell adhesion
Cellular component (GO): cell-cell junction
Molecular function (GO): ionotropic glutamate receptor binding
Source: RefSeq, a predicted model, not a curated record
CUAAAUGUUAUUUGGAUGGUCAUCCCACUCUCCAAUGCCAACCAGCCUGAACAGGUCAUUUUGUAUCAAGCUGGACAGAUGUCUGAUGGCGCCCCACGUUUCCAUGGUAGAGUAGGAUUUACAGGCACAAUGCCAGCCACUAAUGUUUCAAUCUUCAUCAACAACACCCAACUGAUGGACACAGGCACAUACCAGUGCUUAGUCAAUAACCGCCCAGACACAGGUGGAAGGAAUAUUGGGGUCACUGGGCUUACCGUUUUAGUGCCCCCUUCUGUCCCACUCUGUCGCAUUCAAGGAUCCAAGGACAUAGGUAGUGAUGUCAUACUGAUCUGUAGUUCAGAAGAAGGCAUUCCCCGGCCAACAUAUCUCUGGGAAAAGUUGGAUAACAUCCCCAGGCUACCUCCAUCUGCUACACAAGACCAAAUCCAUGGAACAGUCACCCUCCGUAAUAUCAGCUCCGUUUCUUCUGGCUUAUACCAGUGCGUGGCUUCUAAUGCCAUUGGGACCAGCACUUGUCUUUUGGAUCUUCAGGUCAUUUCACCCCAGCCCAGGAGUAUUGGUGUCAUUGCUGGAGUUGUUAGUAGUGCUGCGAUUGUUGUCAUCCUUUGUCUUAUUUUGAUGCUUGUGGCAUUCUUUUACUGGAGAAGCAGAAAUAAAGAGGAAGAGGAGGAAGAGAUUCCUAAUGAGAUAAGGGAAGAUGACCUUCCACCAAAAUGCACUUCAUCUGCCAAAGCUUACCAUGCUGAGGUCUCGUCUUCAGAGAACAACACACUGACCUCUUCUAAUACUUACAAUAGUCGCUACUGGAACAACAACCCCAAAGUUCAUCACACCAUGGAGUCUUAUGGUCGCCCAGGGGACUUGCACCAGUCCUUCUCCCUCCACUCAGGCAGUGCCAAUAUACCAUCUAUCUAUGCCAAUGGAAGCCAUCUGGUCCCACCUUCAGUGAAAACUCUGGUUGUGACUGCCAACAAAGCACCCUCACCACAGGCCACGUCCAGGAGCAAUGGGUCCAUCAGCCGGAAGCCUCGGUCACAACACACACACUCCUAUGCCGUGAGCCAAACCACGCUAGAGAGAAUUGGUGCAGUGCCAGUCAUGGUGCCAGCCCAGAGCAGAGCAGGGUCACUAGUAUAGAGCUGAGAUAGUUCAGGAAAAGAAGAUAUCACUAUAGAAGGGGUAGAAUGCUGGAAAAGAGAUGGGUUUCCUCAUCUUCACAUGAGUUUUAAAAAAUGGAGUGGAAAGAGCUGGGCAUCACUCUGUCUUGGGAUUUGGAAAAAAAAUAAAAGGCAGGUAGAGAACCCCCAGCAUGAAGAUUCCAUUCUCCCCUGUGGAGUUCAUGAGGUUCUUAUUACAAAGUUGAAUCUCACAGAUGUGCCAAGUCCAGGGAAGAAGUACAGAGGGCAGGUAAAAUCCAACUUCCAGUCCAUAUGGGAUUAUUCUCUAAUCUUUAUCUAACUUACCUUUUUUUCUUUCUUAAAAAAAAAUGACCAGGUGGUGUCUGAAUAACGGAAACCACUUUGGAAGAAAGGUUCUUUUAAAGA